This is a messenger RNA of Paramuricea clavata, 9767 nucleotides long. NCBI's taxonomy places the organism in Eukaryota, Metazoa, Cnidaria, Anthozoa, Malacalcyonacea, Plexauridae. The record is from the annotation of a GenBank genome assembly.
UUAAAAUAGGCCUUAAAAUGUGUUUUUUUUUUAAAUGUGUUUCUUAUCUCUUAUAAUCGACUUAGUCCUCUCGCCUCGCGGAGACGCGGACAAGACUUAAAACGCAAAAUGGCGUCUAGCGGAGGUGAAGUUAAUAACGCUGACCUCUUGUCUUCCUCGCCUCUUGACGAGAAUAAUUUCUCGCCAGUAUUCAACCACUUAACCUCUCCAAGAAACCAAACAUCUGAAAGUUCAGAGAAAAGUGACAAUAGCUUAUCAGACGUUGAAGAAAAUGUGCCAAGAGAAUUUGAACUAAGCGAGCAAUACGGUCGAACCCCACCAAGUUCUAGGACUUUCACAAAACCUAGCAAGGAAAGGACAAGAAGUACUCGAAGAAAGAAGGAUAAGCCGGGUUCAGAGUUCCGAAGUUCUCCUUCUACUUCGUGGAGAAGGCGGCAAAGUGCUUCAGCCACCUCAAGCGAGAGGGCUUUUAAUCGGUCUAUGAAAGAAGAGGAGUCGUCUGUUAUUUUGGUUAACGGUGGCGAGGAAACGCCGUUUAAACCAAGAAACCGCAGCCUUACAGAAAGCUCUCUAUCUCGAAAACCUAGCCAGAGAAAAUUUCAGUCUAUCAGAUACCGUGAGCCUGCAUUGAAUGUUGUAAACAGCGUGCAUUUUAAAGAGAAUAAAGCUGCUGUCUGCCCUUUGGAAAGAGUGAAGUUUUAUGAAACCAUGAACAUGUUGGUGAACCUAGGUGGAAAUACUGAAGGCAAAGAGAAUAGUGUGGAAGAAACGGAAAAUUAUGAAAUUGAAGAGUUAAGGGAAGCAUUGUGGCUGGAAUUACAAGCAUGGAGAAGCUCGACAACCAUGCUUAACCAAGAUGAAUGGCUUAUGAAUGAACGUAGGAAAAUAAAUACCAUUUUGGAUAAUGUUAUUUAUUUUAAUGUUGAUAAGACACAACAAGUGAACUUUGAUGUUUUGUUCUCUGAUUCGGAAACUGACUCAGAAGAUGAUGACGAUGAAGGGUGCUGUGUGCUUCAUCCAAUUUACUCCUUUGUUGAGCGUAGCCCUUCAGUAGACAGCGAGACAAAUGAUUUAGCUUACUAUACAGAGCCAAAAUUGAGUACAAGUUCUGAUUUGAGUGGAACCAUCAGCACUGACGAGGAUACGUAUAAGUUGUCGGAUUUUGCGCAAACGAUCAAGACGGCCGUUAAACAAGUGUCAUCAACACUAGAUAAGUUGUACUCAGUCGAACAGCUUUAUCCAUCCCGAGGCGCACUCAGCAAGGAUUUUGAGAAGUAUACUUCAAAAGAGUUUCAGGCUAGCUGUGAUACCUUGGUGCUAUGGUUGAAUCAGAUCAAAGGGUUGUAUCAUAAGUUACACGUCAUGUCGUGGCUUGUUCAUGUUGAUUUUGAUGAUGAGAAGGUCUGGAAAGAUUGGAUUGAUCUUGGCAUAAGUGAGUUACCUUUGUUUGUAAUUUUUUUAUUUCUGGUGUUAAGCCCAUUUCCCACUAGGCGAAUUUGUUCACGCGAAGCACAAAAACAAAUCUUGGUAAUGUGAUUGGUCAGCGAAAAAACUGUUUUACUGUUUACGCGAACAAUUUUGCCUAGUGGAAAACAAGCUUCAUGCACUCAGGUGAAGCUAUAUGUUUGUGAAGUUGUUUCUGAGUGUGUCCACGCCGAACACGCUGAACCCAUAACCUUUGCUAGUCUGAUGCUCUACCAACUGAGCUACAAGAUCAAAUCAGUUCCGAAAUAUCACCCACUCAAACCGACUUGACUUCAUAGCUCAGUUGGUAGAGCAUUGGACUAGCAAACGUAGUUUGAACAGUGUUAUAAAUUGUUGUUUCUAGUUAUUAUAUAUUAAAAGGGCCCACAGUAAUUGGUUUUAACUGUUGUGGUGUCCCAGCCAUCUGACUGUAUGUAUUGUACUGUACUGAACUAUAUAUAUAUAUACUGUACUGUCUUGUGUUAGAUUGUAUCGUUUUUGUUUUUUUUUGUAUUGUACUGUAUGGUAUAUAUAAAUGGCGAAGUUAUAUAAAUAAAUAAAAAUAAACAAACCAAAGGUCACGGGUUCGAUUUCCACUGCGAUCAAGCAAUGGUUCAGCUUGCCCGGUGUGGACACACUCAGAGACAACUUCACAAACAUAUAAUAACAAAUAAUUCAACAAAUGCAUAUAAUUAAUGAUGUAAUGCCUGCAUUUGCACAGUAUUAGAAUUCACACAGACAAUUAGGUGUGCAAAAUUGCAUGGAAAUUGUGAUGCUUUUUAAAAGUGAUAUGUGUAGAUAAUUUGUUUUCAUGCAAAUGGUCAUUGAUAUUUUUUAUGUAGAUCUCAACUGUUUGAAGACGUACAACAGUUGCCGAAAUUGCCAAGAUCUCAGCUCUCACUGUGAUUUUGAAAUGCUAGAAAGUUGUGAAUCUCUCAAGCGAGGUUUAAGUUCUGAGAACACAAGCACAAGUAGAUACCGACCUUUUGUUGAUCAAACCAUAAAGAAAAUGGGUGUGGCCAAUCUUGGGUAUAAACUACACCAACUUAUUCACAUGGAGCUAACCCGUGCAUCGUUCAUCUUACAAGUUGACAAAACUACAAAUGUGUUUCUGAAACACCAGAGAUUGCACUUGUUGUACAAGAAGAUGCUCAUAAAGAAAAUUGAAAGUUUCAUGUAUGAUCCGGAAGAUAAAGAGACCUACAACCAGACGUAUGGAGUGCCAAUAGAGAAUUGGAUUGAAAGGUUUGAGAAAAUGGGAUUGCCAUCAUUCGAUAGCUUGUAUGUCUUUCUCGUUCUCUUGGUCAUGGAUAUCUAUCACGAGUGUCUACGCAUGAGAAUGGAACAUCGUCCAAAAGGAGAACCUUCAUCGCUCAGUGUUCGUCAGGUAUUGUGAGAGUUGGGCUGUGUUUUCAUCUUAUAUACACUUCCCAUUGAUUCAGUUGUAUUGUGCUUUAGUUAUUAGAGGAGUGUAAAGAGGUAUUAUUGGCUGCUGUUGUGGUACGACAGUAUUUCCUGGAUGCCUUGGAAGGUCUUGGAAAAGAUUUGAGCAGCUGUCCUCAGUUUGAAGAACGAGUUUUAGAAUUUGACCAGGACAUUCAGAAGAUGUUGGAGGUAAGGUUUCAAAGUUAAAAUUUAAAAAAAAAUUCCCCCAUGUGAUAAAUACUUGUUUUUGCAGGUUUAUUUUGAGUAUCUUCAUCAGUACAUGCAUAUAUUACAACGCCUGUCUGAAGCGUCGUGUGGUGUGAAAAAUAUUCUUGAGGAAGAGUGGGAAUUUGUCAGAGAAAUAACUCCUUACAUCCGAGGAGGAGAGGUGCAGGCUGGCAAGAGAUUUUGGUAAGUCGUAAGAAUAGUUUUGGAGUCAUAAUAAAGUCAUUAGAGUGCCCUACUUUAUUAAUUUACUCUGUUUAACACCAGAUGACAGUCUUGCACUUUGCAUGGAUGUCACAUACACAUAAUUUAGCCAUAAUUAAUUUUGGAGUCAGCAGCUCUGGUUAAGAAGUGUGUCUUGUAUUUCUUUAUAGCGUGAUGGCACGUGGUCUUGUGGAGUCGACAGCUGAUUUUCUUUCAACAGGAAUGGACGAGUAUUUUUCUGGCUUGCAUGAUUUGGACGACAAUGAAAAGCACUGGUUAGUUGCAACAAAUGAUCGCUUGUGCAAGAUUCUGCAAUUUCUUAUCCGCAGCAUUUUCAUGUGAUAGAUCAUAAGCAAGAGUGGGUAGUAGCGAAGUAGUUGUAGUUCGCUACUGUAGCAACUACAAUUUUCAAGUAGCCAGUAGUUUUUGACUACAUUUUUAAAACAGUAGCUGUAGUUAUAGCGAACUACAUUUUGCCUAAAAGUAGCCAAGUAGUUGACUACUUUUCAAACAGCAAAUCGCUAUUCGCUACUUUUAAAAAUUGUUAACAACUUGAUAGAAUAGCAUGAUAUUGAGAUACGGUUUGCUUAAAAUCGAUACUCAAUAGUCAAUUUGCACUCCUGAACACUGUAUGUAGUGAUUACAAAAAUGUUGCUUUGUGUUUACUGUUGCUACUCGUAAGUCUAUUUGUUAUAGGUUACAUUACAGUCUGAGUUAGUAUAGAUGCUCCAAAUACAGUAAAACUAAAAAAUAUAGCAUAGGCGUAGCGAAAUAGUUCGCUACAUUUUUUAAGCAGUAGCUAUAGUCAGUAGCGAACUACCUUUGUUCAAAAGUAGCAGUAGUUGUAGCUGACUACAUAUUUUUGAAGUAGCUGUAUUUAUAGUGAACUACAAAAAUUUUGUAGUCAACCCACCCUUGAUCAUAAGGCAGAAGAAUGCUUCUACAAGCACUGCAGUUUUCAGUUGGUGCUCUGGUUUUCUCAUUUCAUCUUCUAGUGACACUAGAGCAAUAAGAACAGUUAUUAUUGAACCUCCAGGGAAAGCAGUUUGGGACUGGCUUUGAGCAGCUUAGAGCUAUCCAGUAUAAAUAAACAGAUAUGCAAUGUACAUAUUGUGUAUUUUUUCAUGUAGGGUGAAAGUUCUGCAGUCAUGUCGUGACUUUAAGAAACUCUUUCAAGAGACACGAGAAAGAAGCAUCAAGGCUCUGGCAUUUGUGAAAAGAUUGAGGAGUGAUCUUGGGGUUGCUGCAACGUUUAAUGUGAACGUUCCAUAUUCUGAACUGCUGGAGCAACUUAAAGCUUCUGGUUACAUCCAGGUAAAGAAUUACAGCUCUAGCUAAUGAUUUAGGAAGUGGUUAUAGGUCCGACAUUUCCAUAAUCAUUAAACUUGUUAAAAAUAAAAGCGUGUAAAUUUAAUUGAAUUUCAAGCAAAUCCUCCAUAGUGUUGUGGUUUAGGCGCUUGUGUUGUAUGCACUAGCUCGCGGAUCAAAUCCCUGCUCGCGCCUAUAUUUUAUUAAUUUUUUAUACUUUUUUUUACAAACCCUUUUAGGUUUUUACAAGUUUUUACCCUUUUUUACCCGAUUAGGGGGUUAGGUUAGGGUUAGUUUUCAGGGUUAGAGUUGGGUUUAGUGGUUUAAUGGUUUAAUGUUAGCUUUUAAAAGCAUUGUCAGACCUUUAGCCGUGAAGCAAGAAGUCCGGUGCCGGACCUAUAACCACGGCGAAUGAUUUAUUUAAGAGAUCUUUUUUGUCAAUUGCCUCACAACCCAAAGGGUUGAAUUACACAAUUUCACAGUUUAUAAACUAACUAACUGGCAAUAUGUAUAUAGACUAUAGUACUAAUGAAGGGAGUUUUAAAAGUUAAUUGAGUAUGAAGAUUAAAAGAUUCUUAGGUUCUAUUAUUUAGCUUAUAUAUUUAUUGACUGGCAGAGUGGCAGGGAUGGUUUUACUGGGGGUGCAAGGAGGUGUGCCCCCCUCCCCCCAUAGCCCUGGCCAGAGGGGGUGCUAUUUUUCAUGAUAAAGCAAAAAAGAUACAGUAAUUUGAGUAAUAACAUGAUGAUAAGUGAACUGUGAACAACAAUUACAAUUUAAAUACAGUAGUUGAUGGGCGGGCGGCGCACAUGACCGACACAACUCAGCACCAGAGCUGGCAGAACACCCCCCUACCAGAUCAUGCUGGAUCCAUCCAUGUUGGCUGGAAUAAAAGUGUUCCUAUAAUGAUUUGCUUAUGAAUGAUUGCAUUUGGUGGAUAAACAAUUUUAUUUCUUUUCUUUUAGGUUGUCACAAAACUCAAUAUUUGCGCUUUGAUGUUUGUAAGACGUUCCUUGAAAGAAUCGAGAAGGUAUGUUUUCCUAUUUUUAAUUGUACAUACUUAAUUUUGUUGUCUGGUAAAUGAUCUGUGAUCAGGGUCUUAGCUAGGACUUUAGAUCUUGGGCGUGUUUCUAAAUGACCAGGGUGUGCACAAGUUUUUUCAGUAACUCUUGGGGGUAUUUAAAACCAUUUUAACACCAUACAGUUCCCAUUAUUCACCAAAACAUUAAAACAUCACAUGCAGAUCACUUUCGCCAAUUUCAACAAUAACCGUAGAUUUUACAAACUUUCUUACAACGUACAGUGAAUAGGAAGAAAUUCUGUCUGUUAUUUUAUGAACCUACACGGCCUUAUAUAAAUAAUGAAACCGCGUUCAUUUUAUCUAGCCGUGUUUUUCCCUUUUUGGCCGCGAUAACAUGGCCAACACGGCCCUCUAGCUAAGACCCUGUCUGUGAUGUUGUUUUAGGUGUAUCAUUGAGUUGCUGAAUGCCUGCUGUGGCCUGCAUAGUCAAUCCAGUGCGUGUGCCAAAGGAAUGGACAACUACAUUGUACUGUUGUCAAAGAAAAACACUGAAGGAUGUCAGUGGACUGGGGAUAAGAUUAACGUCACUCCUGCACUAGAUGCCUCGCUUGGUCUUGUUGAUAUCCAGGUUUGGCUUAUUCUGUGAAUAUUCACCAGAUCUAUACCAGGCCUCGAAUGGACCAUUUGCAUUAUAGACUAAAUUUUGAUCUGGACAAAAAUUUCAUCAUAGCGUGAAAGAGCAUCACAAAAUUAGUAAUAUUCCAAAGUUUCGUUACGAAAUGUUGUAAAAUGCGGAUAGCCAUGCGAAGUUUGCCGUUUUUCAGUCAUUUUGUAUUACAAACGGGAAAUUGACAGCCCAAUCGGGUUUUUGUUCUCCCUCAACGGUAAUUGCCGUGAUGAAAUUCAAGCCCUGAUCUAUACCAGGGAUAGAUCAAAAUGCGUCAUCCUUCUGACGGAUGAUCCAUCUUAGAUACAAUCCUGAACUGUCUUUGCCAGUGUAGGUAGUGCCAAUGAAAUGAACAAGCUUGCAUCCCUACCAACGAAAGCUUGUUCAUUUGGUCCAUCUUAGGCCUGAUGUUGUGACAAAGCCUAGCAUAUUUCUUGGCUUUGAGAGUACCAGAGCAGAACUACAUGUAAUAAUUUUGACGCAAAAGAAAAUGCUAUGGCACAACAGUCCAUAUUCAGUUCUACAUCUUUCUAGGUGGAUGAACUCGCAAUGGUGGCAUGUACAUCUUGUGCUCUCAAUAUUCAUAUCAACAUGCUCAAAGCUCACAUGGGCGAGGCUGUUACCUGUGCUUCAGGAUCAACCUCGUGUCAUCUUGAUCUUAUUGACAUGAAGACACAGAUCUCGGUAAGUGCAAUACAUUUGUAGUGGAACGAGGCUCUGCAACCAAAGGGUGUAUUAUUUCAAUUAGAUAUCCGUUUAUAAUGUAUACAAUAAAUGUGAAAAUAUCUCUAGGAUUCCUUGGUAAACCUGAGAACAAAGAUCUGUGACGCUUUGCACGGCGCGGUGGAGAACCUAGACGUUGAGAAGAUGUACGACAUUGAAGAAAAUGAGCGAAGUAGAUUAAAUAGUAGUACUUUGGAGGCUCUACAGUUUGCUUUUAAUGCUGUCUUUGAUGUAAGUUUCAUAGGUUUUGUUGUGUGGAGCCUAGCGUAGUUUGGUUUUAUCAAAGAGGAGGGGGGGGGGGGUUGCCCCCCCUCUAGUAUCUGCCGCUGCAUUAAAACAUGAAGUUCCCACAACACAAAUCAUUUCUUUAGUUCCAUCGAGAGAUGAGGAGAAUUCCAGAAUCAGACGAAGCGUCUUUGUCCAUUGUUGGUAAAUAUUAUCUGGAGUUGGCGUCGAAAUGGAUGAAUUUUGUCUCGAAACGCUGCGAGAAAGGAAAGGGAAGCAGGCCAAGAUGGGCAGGUCAGGGACUCAAGUUUCUUAUAGAAGCUUGUCACCCGACAAUCUCCUGUCGUUUGUCUAACGAAGAAUUUCAAGUAAGUGGUUACGGUGAAAUGUUAUCAUUGCGCGACACUAAUGUCUAUGUAGAUACUUAUUUCAUGUCUUUUCAAUGACAGGGCUUUCAAAAUAAGCCGUCGGCCGCCGGAGCUCUAGCGAGUGCCACGAGGUUUACCGCCGGUUACUUUGUUUAGUACUUGAACUAUCAAUUCUGCUCUCCUUCCUCAACUCUAAGCUUUCAAACAACAGAGUUGUUUGUCCUCAAUCUGGUCUACUUUAUAGCCUGGUUAUUUUCGAAAAUGGCGUACUACAGUAUUUCGUAAAACUGGUUUUAGUUAUUUGCCAUCUUAAAUUCAAAGUUUAAUAUCUUGUUGAAGGAUGAAAGUAGUGAUACAUUAUAAUUUAGUUACGGAGAUCAGUUGUGUUACUAUCUAAUCAAUAAAAUUUGGAUGACUUUAAAACUCCCUAAGCUGCUCCCCAUAGCCGCUUGCUACUGUAUAUCAACACAGCCACAUAAUGGAUGAUUCCAGCUGUAAACGGAAUUUUGAUCUAGACAAGAACAACGAAAUCCAUUACCAUAGCUGGAAAGAGCAUCUUAAAAUGAGAAAAAUUGCAAAGGUUGGUUGCGAAUUGUUGUAAAAUGAAGAAAAUAUAUCCUUGUGAAGUUCGCAAAUUUUGUAUAUAUUUGCAUUAUGCGUGGGAAAAUAACCAUUUUUGAGCCGAAAGUGGUUAUUUUUAGCGCGCGUAAUACAAAUAUAUACAAAAUUUGCGGACUUCACAGGGCUAUAUUUUCUUCAUUUUACAACAUUUAGCAACCAAUCUUUGCAGUUUUCACUCAUUCGAAGACGCUCUUUCUAGCUGUGGUGUUGGAUGUCGUUCUUCUUGCCUUGAUCAGAAUUUAGCCUAUAGCUGAAAUCACCCAUUGUGAAAGUCCUGCAAUGUGUUUUUAGAAACUGCAGCAUGAGAUCAACAGAUGUGUAGAUCAUGUGGUGGGCAGUGCAGACAACUUACUGAACUCCAGCAGUCCGACCGCAGGUGGCGCGUGGUCGCCCAACACAAGGUUCUCGCGAUCAUCAACAUUUCCUGGCACCCACUCUCAUAUUCAUCCAUCGAGAACUAUCUCAGAGCCAGGACGACCCAACAUAAAGCGUGCUAAUACUCUAGGUAUGUUUCUUGGUGGGAGGUUAUGUUUUCAUCUGCAUUUGUGUAUGUGUCUGUCAGCAGGAUACGUAAAAAAUAUCGUAUUAAAGGCCCAUUUUCACUCAUGAAAAUUUUCCCCAGGAAGAAAAUUUUGUAAAAUGUGAGUGGCCGACACAAAUUUUCCGUCGGAAAAAAAUUUUGAAGUUGAAAAUUUUCAACUUUUAACAAUGAUAUUUUCGGAAAACUUUCUGACCGUGGAAAUUUUUCUGGAGAUAAAGGCCCAUUUCCACUCGGGAAAAUUUUCCGCAGGAAGAAAAUUUUGUAAAAUGUGAUUGGCCAACACAAAUUUUCCGUCGGAAAAAUAUUUUGAAGUUGAAAAUAUUCAACUUUUCACAAUGAUAUUUUCGGAAAAUUUUCUGUCCGUGGAAGUUUUCCCCAGUGGAAAUGGGCCUUUAAAGGCUAGUUUCCACUCAGGAAAAUUACCUGUGGAUUGGAACGGACAAGAAAAUUUUUCUUUGUCUUGUGAGCUCUGGGUUGGAACUAAUGACUUUAACACAAAGAAAAAUUUUCUUGUCCGUUCCAAUCCACGGAUAAUUUUCCUGAGUGGAAAUUAGCCUUAACACGAAAUUGGACUUUGGAUAUAUCCUUGUAGGUAACGAUGCUGGUGAGGAUCGUGUUGACAGUGGAGUGGAAGUACCACAGCGCAGGAUAGUGCGUGUAAGAGAUGGUGUAGCUUUGCUCGAAUACACCCGUCAUGUGAAGAUGUUAGAUAAAGGUGUGAUAGGGCGAGUGAGUAACAAGAAACGUGAUCUCGCAGGGGAACUGGCUUUUAUACCGAAACGAGUGCCGUUUAAAUGGCAACGAGGGAAUAAAAUUGGUAAGAUGUUAAAUUUGGUAAAAUUUUGUAUGAAGUGGAUUAUGGAUUAAGAAACGUCUAAUUAGUUUCUAAUUAUAUUUUUUAAUUAGGUGAAGGUCAAUUUGGAAAGGUUUAUGCAUGUGUUAACUUGGACACAGAGGAGGUGGUCGCUAUGAAACAG